GACAAGCCAGAUAUCAGAUUCAAGAAUAUUCAUGGUCUACUCGAAGCACUAAAUCUUCACGGUAAUGCAUCGCGGAACGAGUUUUUGAAAGCGUUCGGAGUUACAAUAUCCACCUUGCCGAAGACUGUGGAAGGAUUCCGUCGACAGGCGCCGCAGAUCUCAUAUGGUGGCAAAAAGACAUGUUUGAUCGAUAAAGCAAAGUAUAACUGGCGAGAAAGAUUUGAUAUCAGAUACGUCGAAGGCGGCAAAGUCGACCGAAUGAUUAUUGUUCUCAGUGAUCGACGCCUGCCUGAAAUUAUUAGAGAGCCCUUGGAAAGGACAAUCAGUAGCAAAGGUAUUCAAUGUGGCAACAUUGAAUUUGUCCUCGUGAAUUGUAGGGAUUCAUCUGAAACGGAAUGCAGACUUGAAGAGGUUUUCAAGCAAAAUAAAGCUUCUAAAGAAUCGCUGCUCAUCAUCUACGUCGACAAAGCAGAAAAUAAAUCUCACGAGUUUCUAAAAUUAAUGGAGGUUAAGUAUUUGAUUCCAACGCAGCAGUUGACGACAGAACUUGCCUAUAAUCUCCCAAGGUGA
Molecule: messenger RNA, 570 nt
Organism: Ostertagia ostertagi
Lineage: Eukaryota; Metazoa; Nematoda; Chromadorea; Rhabditida; Trichostrongylidae
Source: the annotation of a GenBank genome assembly